Messenger RNA from Dunckerocampus dactyliophorus (ringed pipefish), 2755 nucleotides. It is a transcript of the gene dhrs9, whose product is annotated as dehydrogenase/reductase (SDR family) member 9. Gene Ontology annotation, molecular function: oxidoreductase activity. NCBI's taxonomy places the organism in Eukaryota, Metazoa, Chordata, Actinopteri, Syngnathiformes, Syngnathidae. The record is from RefSeq and is a predicted model, not a curated record. The transcript has 5 exons. Bases 341 to 1333 code for a protein of 330 amino acids.
GAAUGUCGACGAAGUAAUGCUAAUAACGGUGCACGAGCCAAACCAGUUUUACCGUUAACGUAACAAAUGAGAAUUACUUACAUUUGCCUUUAUUGUAGUGGAUCAGUGCUACCAAGUAGUAUUAUAAAACUGUGGAACUAUAUACAAUAGACGAGAGGAGUGAAAAUUAAUCUUUAAAUCAAAUAUUACCUCAGAACGUGCAUUCAAUCAAAUUGUUCUGUACUGUCAUGUUUUACUUCACCGAAUUCAUUAAAAUGUAAUUUUUGGGCCGUAAACACUCGAGUCGCCGGAGAACAAGUUACAGCACGCAGCGUGUAUUCAUCCGCUGUGCGUGCUGUGGAUGAACACUGUGUACCAAGGAUUUUGGAGAGAGAUGUUCCUGUACAUGGUGGGACUGCUGGCCUUGUGGUAUGCCUACCGGUGGUUCAAGGAGUCCAAACGAGUGUCCAACAAGGGAGCCAAACAUGUCUACAUCACGGGCUGCGACUCCGGCUUUGGCCAUGUCCUGGCCAGGCACCUGGACACGCUGGGCUUCCCCGUUAUUGCCGGCUGUUACACGGAAAAGGGGGAAGAUGAGCUGAAGAAGAUGUCCUCUGACAGGCUGACGACCCUCCAUGUGGACGUCAGCGACUCUGCCAGUGUUGGACAAGCUGCCGCUCUCAUCCGCACGCUGGUCGGACAGAAAGGUCUCUGGGCUGUGGUGAACAACGCAGGCGUCUCGGUGCCAUCGGGCCCCACAGAGUGGCUCACGAUUGAUGACUACAGAAGCAUGCUGGGCGUCAAUCUGAUGGGUGUGAUCGGUGUCACGCUGAGCGUCCUGCCUCUUAUCAAGAAGGCGAGAGGCAGAGUGGUGAACGUGGCUAGCGUAUUUGGACGACUCAGUCCCUUCGGCGGGCCGUAUUGCGUGUCCAAAUAUGGCGUGGAGGCCUUCAACGACAGUCUGAGGUUGAACAUGGCGCACUUUGGAGUCAAGGUGUCGUGCAUCGAGCCCGGCUUCUUCAAAACAAACCUCACCAACAUUGAGCAUGUGAACAACAACCUGAAGAAGCUCUGGGACAGACUGCCUCAGGAGGUGAAAGACGACUACGGACAAGAUUUUUUGGAAACAUCGUUGAAAACCACAAAAGACAACUUUGAUAAGCUGAUGGACGGCGACCUGAUGAAAGUGGUGGGCUGCAUGGAGCACGCCGUGGCCGCCAUCCACCCUCGCACUCGCUACUCGCCUGGAUGGGACGCCAAGCUCCUUUGGCUGCCUCUGUCGUACCUGCCGUCCUUCAUUGCAGACGGAUUCUUCCUGAAAUUUAGCCCCAGGCCUAAAGUGUCUUUCUUGUAGCAGCGGUGUGCAGCUUGGUGCACCACUGUGUCUUUUCUUCACUCUCAAACCAAACAAGUCUGUGACCUUUCAUCUAAUAGUGUUGCUGGUGGAGGGCUUAAUCUUCAACUUGCUUUUCUUCUUCUUGGACUUUGACUCAGUAAGGAUUUGGGAAGGGCAAAAGAAAUCAUCUUUGAUUAUGGGUUAUAUUAUACUGUAUGUGUUUCCAUGUAUCUCUUAUUAGUACGGCAUGUGCAUGUAACAUGUCAAAACACACUACACCAAAGUCUACUUUUCAUUUCACCUCAUUAUUACACUAUUUUUUUCAGUGUUUGUGUGUUCAUUAUCUCGAUGCUAUUGUGUAUUACACAAUCCUGCACUAGUGAAACAUUAAAGGGAUCUUCUGUGCAUUCACCCACACCGCGGCUUGUGCAGACAUGGUAAGUUUGUUAUUUGAAAACACAGCUUAUGUAAAUGUACGUUUGUUUGUCUGCUGAUUGUUAGAUGGAACAUUUCUCAACGCGAGCUCAAGUAUAAGUGUGAAUGGUACAAGACAUACACCAAAUGUGCUGGUGGUUAAGGCGCAUUCAGUUAGUUUCUUUUUGUCCUGUCCAGCCAACGGGGCAAAUAGUGUUGUUGAUCUUGAUGCCCUUACAUGCUAAACAGAUUUGUUCUGCCAGGGAAAAGUGAAAAAUACUCUUAGCUCUCCUGUUGCAUACUUUUUAUUUGACUGGUGGGGAUAGAGAAGAGGCGAAAAGGAAAGAGGGGGUAGUGCGGGGACAACACAGAGAGAGACAACAACAGCAACAGAAUUACAGACUACAGACUACAUCAGCAAAUGUCUAUGACAGCCUAAAGUCCAUGAAAAAAUAUAUAUAUAUUAUCAACAGCCAGUAAUAAUGAAAAUAAUAGCCAUGGUAAUGAUGAGAUUGACAAUAACUGUUAGUAAUUUUAUGAUUACCGUCAUGUAAUCCCACUAACACGACAAUACCAUGAACACACAAUGAAUGCAUGCAGUUCACCCACAACUCCGUUGAAACAACUCAACAACAACAACUCAACGUUGAAACAACUCUGUUGAAAGGAUGACCAAUCGUAAACGAAGCCAUGUAUAAAAUGUGAAUAAUGUUUUCAUUCUGAUAGUUCUUAAAAUCAUUUAUUUUACUUUUCUUUUUUGUUCACAUAGUUGAUAUGAUUUUGUCCUCUUGAGUUUCUGUAGUUGUAUUUUUGCGUGGGUUUUUUGGAAAACACCCCCGCUACUGCAAUGUACUUCAGGGUUUAAUUAAAUUAAUUAUCUGAGUGUGAAUGGUUGUUUGUCUAUAUGUGCCCUGCGAUUGGCUGGCCACCAGUCAGCUAGGAUAGGCUCCAGCAUACCCCCGCGACCCUGAUGAGGAGAGGCCGCAUAGAAAAGGGAUGGAUGGAUUACAUAAUUUUAACAAUGUA